AUGGGCGGCCUGGGGGCGGUUUACAUGAUGACGACGCUGCUCAUCAUCUUCGGCAUCAUAGGUUUCUGGUUCGGCUGGUGCGGCCGAAGGUUCGUCCGUGGCAACAGCGCCAGAGCGGAGCCGGCCGAGGCCCAGGGCCUGCGGCCGUUCUACGAGCUCUGGCGGGCCAUCCACGGCAGGCCCGCCGGCCUGGCCGAUGAGGCCAUCGCGGCGCUGCCGCUGACGAAGCUCGCCCGGGCGGCGGAGUGCGCCGUGUGCCUCGGGGAGCUCGCCGCGGGCGGCGUGGCGCGGCUGCUGCCGCUGUGCGGGCACACGUUCCACAGGGAGUGCGUGGACACGUGGCUCCGCUCCCGCGCCAACUGCCCGGUCUGCCGCCAGACGGUCAACGAAGUCACCGGGAUGCCGCGCCGUAAUGUCCGGGACGCGGCACAGCCGGCUGCUCAGGCUCAGGCUCAGGCUCCGGGGCCGGUCAUGCUGCCGCCUGCGCUGCCGCAGGCCGACGGCAGGGCGCCGCUGGCACAGGCUCGCGACGGCGGCGAAGGCCACAUCAGCCUGCAGGUUCUUGAUUGA
Messenger RNA from Brachypodium distachyon (stiff brome), 570 nucleotides. RefSeq names its product E3 ubiquitin-protein ligase Os04g0590900-like. The transcript has a single exon. The record is from RefSeq and is a predicted model, not a curated record. NCBI's taxonomy places the organism in Eukaryota, Viridiplantae, Streptophyta, Magnoliopsida, Poales, Poaceae. The coding region runs from base 1 to 570 and encodes 189 amino acids.